UCCAGCGGGGCCAGGAAACCCUGGGGGCGCGCAGCAGCGCUGGCGGCCCGGGGCCGAUCCGCAAGGGCAGCGAGCGGAGCCGGCCGGGCCGGGAAUGGGAGCGCGGCUGGAAUGGGGCUGGGUGCGGGCUGAAACGGGAAUGGGAGCGGGGCUAGAGCGGGGCUGGAAUGGGGCUGGAGCGGGGCUGAGUGCGGGAAUGGGAGCGGGGUUGCGUGAGGGGCUGGAGCGGGAAUGGGAGCGGGGCUGGACAGGACCGGGAGCGGGGCUCGGAGCGGGGCUGGAUGCAGGGCUGGAGCGGGCCGGGAGCGGGGCUGGAACGGCGCUGGAUGCAGGGCUGGAGCGGGCCGGGAGCGGGGCUGGAACGGCGCUGGAUGCAGGGUUGGAUCUGGCCGGGCCCCUCCGCAGCGAGCAGGGCAGGGGAAGGAGCCGCGUCCCCGUCCAAGCCCUGACACGUGAUGGGGCCGGGGAGCGCCGAUGGCCGCAGCGGGACAGGGCGGAGGUGUCGAGAGAGAACGCUCAGCCAGGUGGGACACCAGCCUGGGCAUGUCAGGAGAAAUGUGUGACUUUGGGCAGAACCCUGCUGUGCAUCCGCCCUCAGGCUGGAUGCUCCUCUGGAGCUGAUGAUCACCAAAUGUGGCCAGAACUUCGGUGACUCCUGUUCU
Messenger RNA from Prinia subflava (tawny-flanked prinia), 662 nucleotides. RefSeq names its product fibroin heavy chain-like. The transcript is spliced from 2 exons. The record is from RefSeq and is a predicted model, not a curated record. Lineage: Eukaryota; Metazoa; Chordata; Aves; Passeriformes; Cisticolidae. The coding region runs from base 95 to 652 and encodes 185 amino acids.